This is a messenger RNA of Kalmanozyma brasiliensis GHG001, 1860 nucleotides long. RefSeq names its product Protein of unknown function DUF4451. Lineage: Eukaryota; Fungi; Basidiomycota; Ustilaginomycetes; Ustilaginales. The transcript has a single exon. The record is from RefSeq and is a predicted model, not a curated record. The coding region runs from base 1 to 1860 and encodes 619 amino acids.
AUGGCUCACUCCCUACCUUACUCAUCUUCGAGCCUUCACAGCCACAACCAUCAUUACAGUGGCACAUCAUCGCACAACUCUCGAGCGGUCGAGGACGGCUCGCAUCUUUGGGGUGACGGCAUGAAGGGCAUUUGGAACAGCCUCACCGGAGCUCCGCACGGCAAGCCUCGCUCUCCUCACGUCAGUGCCUCCACCAAGGGCGAACACGGCGAACCUGUCCGCGCUUCCGAAGUCGAGGCUGCCACCUCCAUCUGGGACGCGCCUAGGGACACCGUCGCCAUGACCAUGGGCUUCCAUGGCAACUACGAACAGCAGCCCUAUCAGUCGCAGCAAGCUUGGCAGCAACCGCAACAGCAAGCACAGCAGUCUACGUCGUCGUAUUCGGCUGAGCAGCAGCAGCAGCAGCCACACAUCGGCCACGCUCCGUCCUACUCGAGCAUGCCUGCCCCAUCGGGACUCGCAGGAGCUACCGUGGACGGCACAAGAGCACGCGCACCAUCCGACGUCGGAGCAGCCGGCGACCGUCAUUACGCACGCCGACCUAGCUAUCAGCACGCUCGUCCCGCCGAUGGCACAGCCGAUGCUGCUGCUGCGCACAACAGUCAGUGGUGGGGAUUGGCCGAUUCUCACCCUGGCUCGGACGAUGCUGCAGCCACGGGUCACUACGGAGCCCGACGUCUUCAGCCGCCUCCGCUGCCCGAGACGCGAUCAACAAAUCGCCCUGCGUGGACCAACCCUGGCGGAGGCUUUGAGAUCGGCGGCUACGAGUUCCCUCCAUCUUCUCUGGGCAAGCGACAGUACGACGACGAGGCCAUGGCAACACAAGGCGGAUUCGGCGACGCUGGCGACGGCGCUGCACGACGCUACUCUCUGGCAGGCAACGCAUCCUUCUCGAGGCCAUCGGCUCCCAUCAGCGGCAUGAUGAACAGCUACCGUCCUACUCACAGCGAUCCUCGUCGACCCUCCCUCCCCUCGGAUCCGUACGGAACGCAGCAGUCGGCGUCGGCAGUCCAGCGCGCCGGCUAUCCCAACGCUCCGCAGUGGAGUCCAUGGAGUCAGCACGCGUCGCACUCCGGCAUGCCCGGCUCGAUGGGCAGCGCUCCGGGCUCGUCCCCCAACCUCCCCGGCUGGCGCGACAGUGGUGCGAUGCGAUACGGCAUCGAAGCCGGCUACCCAUCUCCGAGCGGCAUGCCUGGCGGUGACAAGCGUCAACAACGCGACCGCUCUUCCUCCUCGGCUUCGGCGGUGCAGCAGGCCAAUGCUGUGGCCAACACGCCCUUCCACAUCACCUCCGACAUUGUGCUGCGAGCGCCCGCGGGUAGCAAGAUGGACGACGUCUACUACGACCAGCACUGCGAGCUGCGUACAGGCCUCGCCGACCCGCCGACAUCCGACUUUGAGGUCGAGAACGAGGAGGACCGUCCACGCCGUCAGACGGACAAGCUUCGUUUCCCUGGCGACCUGUACACGCCGCGAUGGGUGCGAGGCUCCGGUAACGCGCGCGAAGCCUGGUGCGACCGCUGCGAAAGCGGCAACUGGUUGCAGCUCAAGAACUCGCAGUACUGGUACGAUCAGGUGCACAAGCACGGCAUCUCGUCCGUUUCCGGCCUGCGAUUUACGGCGCCGACGCACCUCAAGGUGUACGCCGACGCGGCGGGGACGGUGGAGGGCAAGUGUCACCAGUGCAAGGAGUGGGUGCUCAUCUGCACGGCCAAGAGGAGGAGAAACUUUGCCGCCUUCUUCAAGCAUGCGCACGCGUGCCAUUCGUACAGGAAGGCGAGCGCGGUUGGGAAUGGCCCGUACGUUGAGCACAACCCGGGUGGACACAGGAACGGCAAGAAGGGCAGCAGUCCGAUUUGA